AUGGACCUGAAUAUUUUCCUGUUUGUGGAAGCCAUUUCUGUGGUCCCACGAAUAGCACAGAAGAUGAGUGCCAUGGACUACACCAUCUUCAAUGAGCUAAGACUGGAGGGCAAGCUCUGUGAUGUGGUCAUUGAGGUGAACAGCUUCGAGUUCAGAGCCCACAAGGCUAUCUUGUGUGCCUGCAGCUCCUACUUCUGCAACUUAUUCAACAGCACAGAGAAGCAGAGGUACCAGAUCACUGGGCUGUCGCCGGACAUCAUGAGGCUUAUCAUCGAGUACGUGUACUCGCGGUCCGUGCCGGUCACCGAGGACAACGUGGAGAGCCUCCUGCAGGCCGCCAACCAUUUCUGCAUUAUGGGCCUCGCCCAGGCGUGCUGCGACUUCCUAGCGGCUCACCUGUGCCCUGAGAACUGCAUCGGCACCUGGCAGGCGGCCGACGUGUACUUCUGCCCCCCCCUGCGCCGCCACGCCUACCGCUACAUCCUGCACAACUUCGAAGAGGUCGGGCGCGGCUCCGAGGAGUUCCUGAGGCUCUCGCUCCCGGAGCUCGGCGGCAUCAUCCAGGAGGACGAGCUUAACGCCAGGCAGGAGGACGUCGUCUUUGAGUCCAUCUUGCGCUGGAUCGCACACAUGCCUGAGGAGCGCCAGCCCUUUCUCUCCUUGCUGCUGCCCAAGGUCCGGAUGGCCCUGAUGAACGCGGACUACUUCAUGGACCAGGUGAAGAACAACCCGGUGGUGAGGAGCAGAGACGAGUGCAAGCCCAUAAUCCUGGAGGCCAUGAAGGCCCUGUGCGAGUACAACAUCAACCGCUCCUCGAACCCGGACUACCGCAACCCGCUGACCCGUCCGCGGCUCCCUUACGCCGUCCUGCUGGCCAUCGGGGGCUGGAGCGGUAGCGUGCCCACCAACGCCAUCGAGUCGUACGACGCCCGGGCGGGCUGCUGGGUGAACGUCACCCAGGAGCAGGAGAGCCCCCGCGCCUACCACGGCACCGUCUACCUGGACGGCUUCGUCUACUGCCUGGGCGGCUACAACAGCAUGGAGUACUUCAGCAGCGUGCGCAAGUUCAACCCCGCCACGCUCACCUGGCACGAGGUGGCGCCCAUGCACUUCCGCCGCUGCUAUGUCAGCGUGGCCGUGCUGGACGGCUACAUCUACGCCAUGGGCGGCCUGGACGGGCACGUCCGCCUCAACACGGCCGAGCGCUACAAGCCCGAGACCAACCAGUGGAGCCUGAUCUCGCACAUGCACGAGCAGAGGAGCGAUGCCAGCGCUACCAGCCUGCGUGGGAAGGUGUACAUCUGUGGGGGCUUCAAUGGCCAGGACUGUCUGUUCACUGCAGAGUACUACAACCCUCAGGUUAACCAGUGGACAGAAAUCACCCCUAUGAGCAGCCGGCGCAGCGGUCUGGGUGUUGUCACUUACGGAGAGGAGGUCUACGUGGUGGGUGGCUUCGACGGGGUCACCCGGCUCCGCACGGCGGAUGCCUACGACCCGGCGACGAACACCUGGCGCGCGGUGCCCGACAUGAUCACCGCGCGCAGCAACUUCGGCAUCGAGGUGCUGGACGGCCGGCUCUUCGUGGUGGGCGGCUUCAACGGCACCACCACCACGGACUACGUGGAGUGCUACGAUGAGAAGACCAACGAGUGGAGCGUGGUGCACUGCAUGGCCUUCUUCCGCAGCGCUCUCAGCUGCUGCGUGGUGCCCGACCUCUGCAACAUCGCCCGCUACACCGCCCCGCGCACCUUCGCGGAACCCGCCGCUGAGGAGGCCGGUCCGCCCGACGGCUCCGCCCCCACCCUCCGUUAG
Megalops cyprinoides (Indo-Pacific tarpon) is the source of this 1812-nucleotide messenger RNA. RefSeq names its product kelch-like protein 10. Bases 1 to 1812 code for a protein of 603 amino acids. NCBI's taxonomy places the organism in Eukaryota, Metazoa, Chordata, Actinopteri, Elopiformes, Megalopidae. The transcript has 6 exons. The record is from RefSeq and is a predicted model, not a curated record. Gene Ontology annotation, molecular function: protein binding.